Molecule: messenger RNA, 2431 nt
Organism: Styela clava
Lineage: Eukaryota; Metazoa; Chordata; Ascidiacea; Stolidobranchia; Styelidae
Product: dual oxidase maturation factor 1-like
Biological process (GO): protein transport
Cellular component (GO): endoplasmic reticulum membrane
Source: RefSeq, a predicted model, not a curated record
AACAAUCUACACGCAAUCACGAUGAUAAUCCGUUUAUUACAGCGCGUGAACAUAUUUAUCAUGUAAUGUUGAUAGUGUCAUUUACGAUAAAAUUUCUUGCCGAAUGGUCUGUUCCGUUGAGAGAUUUUCACUAAAUCUACAGAACCCGGUGCCAGCGAGCCGUUCAUUUUGCUUGUGAUUAUAAUCAAGUACAGGAGCACGGGCUUGUUCAAAUGUAAUUUUAAAAUAUUUGGACUGUAACAGCAUGACCUUGAGCGAUGGUUGGCCGCCAUUUUAUGCAGAAAGGAAAACAUCUGCCGGGGUAGAUGUCAACCAAUUGUAUGUGGCGUUUGUAGCUUCAGCCCUGACGUUUGCUCUGCUGCUUAUAUUACCUGGAGUCCGGGGACUCGAGAGGUCGUAUUUUCUCUUAAGAUGGUCAGUGACACUUUUGGUCGGUGCUCUUAUUAUAGCGUGCGGGCAAGGAAUAUCAUGGCAAGUUGCAGAAAUUAAUGCGGAUUUCCGACAUAAAGUCAACGAAGAAAACAUCACAAAUUUUAGAUUAGGAGUAAUGAUUGGAUUGAACAAGUUUAAUGUUACUCUGGAAGGGUUGAGAGAAAAAAACAUAAAUUUGAAUGAACAAUUCACAUUUCUUACCGUAGACGAUACUAUAUUUGAUUCGUUACAACGCGGUUUACCUUUCCCGAUUCUCACGGUAGCAGAACAUUUUUCAAGUGUAAGAUUUCACUCACUUUGGCCAUGGGGUAGGAAAUACUGGAUGGCAGGACAUUACGCGUCGUACUUAUUGUGGACAGCUCUGGCAUGUUGGGGACUCACCAAUGUAUUGUUUCAUAUGGCACUACAACAUGGUAGUGUGUUCAUGAUCUUGACUGGUAUUCUUCUCCUGUGCACGAAUAUCUCUUUCGCAACGGUAAAUGCUGGCGAACAACUUGUGAUUACACUUGGAUACAAAGAUCCUUCAGAUAGGCUGAUACUCGCCUUCGGAUGGUGUUUUUGGUCAUGCCUUUUUGUAGGUUUUUCAUGUGUUGUGCUGGGUACUAUUGCUUAUAUAUUGGAAAAAGUGAAUAAGUCAUACUUGGAGAAAUUUUUCAUGCUCAGAGACAACCAAGACAAGCAAGAAGACGAUGAUAUCGAACUUGACUACAAUAUUUCGAAAUCAAGUGAACCUUCGACUCCAAUUCGUGGAAUUUUAAAAUCUUCAAGUUCAAGUGGAGAAGUCAAUCCAAGUUUUGUUAUGGAAACUAUUGACGAAAGUACGAGUCGGAAAAGGAGCACAGUGACUAUCUCUGAUAGCGCAGAUGAAGUCUUUGCCGGCAAAGACAGUAAACGUUUUAAAUUCAAAAAAGUAGAAGAGGUGCUUUAAGAUAUUUAAAGCCGAACUGUUUAUUUACUAAACAUUGUGUCCGUUCGGUUUUGCUAAUACUGCUAACGCUCGUUAUUUGCUGUACUUUUGGUUCACAUAAUUCUCUGUUUAUGAAUGAUACCACAAAAUUUUCCCGUUUAUAUUGAAGAUUUCUGGAGAAAUUUUUGUCAUUUAUCUCAUGUCAUCUCAUCACGAAUGCGUAUGUUUGAAAGUAGUGUUGAGUGUGUGGAAACCAAUUUUAUCUGUGUUUAAGUAUGUUGUCAUGUAUAACUCCCCUCCACCAUUGAAAGAACUUGUUAGAAUAGUUCCAUUUACCUUUCACGUUUUACCUUUUUUUCGCGAAUUUUUGGCUAAUAACAAAAUCCAUUCCAAUUGUACCCAAACUUUUUACAUGACACUGAAAAGUAUCAAAAACCGCCUACAAAUGGUGACGGGCAAUAACACAAAGAAAAAAAAAAUUGGCAAAAAUAAUAUUUGAGCGCUCACAAUUUCUUCCUGUCUUUAGGACAACAAAUUCAUAUUCAUAUAUAGUUGCAGUUUAUUCUUUUUGCAUUAUCGCAGAGAUCAUAUUGCAUCAAUCUAACUUUAAAUUACAUGUCCAGACGUUCGAAAAUCGAAAGUAUAUCAUCAAGUUAAUUUGCAAUGAAUUAGAAACCUUUUGUUAUAGAGUAGAUAAGAACUCCAUUCUUCUGUAAUAUUUUAUUUCAAAUUCAUUUCAAUCAUUAAAAUUGGUUUAUUCGUUUCUUAUGUGAAAAAUUCCUAAUUCUUGUUAGACAAUAUUGAUUUUUGCUACAUUAUGAAAUGUCAUAUCCAAAAUGGCCGAUACCUAAUGUAACAAAACUCUAUGACGGUAAAUAUUCGAUUCUACAAAUCCAAUAUACUUGUCUUUAGCUAUCGCCUAUGUGCAUAUCACUUUUUGAUGUAAUGCAAUAUGCAUAUAAUGCAUUGUAAAUGUUCUAAAAUUAUAAAAAUCAUAAUCAUAAGUUUGAUUUUAAUGUAUAUCUAGAACCGUCAUAUUGGAAACUUUUGAUAUCAGGCUUAUUGGGAAGAUACUAGUCGUUGAAUGCAGAA